Molecule: messenger RNA, 4477 nt
Organism: Caenorhabditis sp. 36 PRJEB53466
Lineage: Eukaryota; Metazoa; Nematoda; Chromadorea; Rhabditida; Rhabditidae
Source: the annotation of a GenBank genome assembly
AUGGACGAAAGGAGCACAAAAAAGAGUUUAGAACCAAAAAUUAACGUAAGUUCACUCAAAACCUCAUACAAAUCGCUCAUAUUCUCGUUUAGAAUCCAUGGGAACAUCAAAAAACCUAUUUCGGCGUCGCCGCUGCGCAGUCAAGCACAAAACGGCUGAACCCUGGUCUACCGGUAAGAGAUGUCAAAGUACAGUGUUCAGAAAUGAAAAAGAGGCGUGGUUUCAUGUUAAUUUUGUAUUUUCAGUUGAGAAAACAAUUUUUGCAAAAAUGACAAAAUUGCAUUGCAGGACGCGCUUCUUGGCCCACUAGUGACUGUUCUCGAUCCGUGCACUCUACACGAGCCGAUUCACACGCGAUUUCCGUGGGAAGAGGUCGAACGACGUCUCGCCAAGAACUUCAAUCUGAGUAAAUCGUCGGCGAGAGGUGCGCAUGAGCAGGACAGUUCUGGAGAGAUGUCGGACGGCGGAGCGUCCAGAUCGGACUCGCCGGGUCGGAUGGGCGGUCAGCUGAAAGGCGAGAAGGAGCAGUUUAUGGAGGAAAUCAUCGAAUUAAUUACAAAUAUUAAAAAAUGUUAGUGAUUUUUUGCUGUAAGGCUUUCCAUAAAAGCGAAAGUCUGUUCAGCACUCACUUUUCUGUAACAUUUUCAGACAACGAUCCGUCGCUCGCCUCUACCGACACGUGGAUUGAGAAGGCGUUUAUGGAGAGAAUAGCCCGACAGCUAGUACUGAUACAGUGCUAUCUGCCGGGCUUACUCCAAAUUGACGACGUUGUCAAUGCAUUGCUCUUCGAGAAUGGACCCAUCAUUUUAGAGCAUUUGCUCAUUGAAAUGCCCGAGAACGUCGUCUCAAUUGUCAAUUCGCUCCUCAGCAACUCGACGCCGGGCGUUCGGAUGCGUUAUCGAAACGAGACGGUGGCCAGGGUCAGCAGAAGUGUUUUUGAGCGAAAAUCAGUUUAUGAUUUAUUUUCAGCUCAUCCACAUCUAUCCGCAAUUCGCGCGGCGAGUCGUCGAAAAGUUCUCCAAGUUCCGGAACGAUUGUGUUUUUGCGUGUCGACUGGCUGUCGACCAGCUCGACGAUAGACAGUUUUUAGAGUUUUUAGAGCCUCGGCUCGCCGACAGAGGUAAGUGUGCGCUAUACCGAAAUCGUGGCGGCGAUUUCAAGUUCAAGUAGAAAUUGUCAACGCUUCUCACAUUUUCUGCACAUUUUGAGCUAAGAACAGGCACAAUUCAAGUUUUUGACUGAAAGCGAUUGAACUUUUGCAGACUCGCAAGUGUCGAAGACGGUGCUUAAAAGCGCCGGCCGUCAAGUGCUCCCGCUGGUAACCGCCCGACUCCUCCGAAUGGCCGAGCACGUGCUCGAUUGGCAAUCGACGGUCCAUCCGUCCACGUCGGCGCCGCCCAUGGGAAAUGCUCCGUGGUGCACGCGGCUCUCGUUCUGCCUCGUCGAACUCAUGAACACCUCUUUGGAGCCGUGGAAAGAGCGCGACGUCAUCGUCAUCAGUCGAUUCGUGUUCCGAACGUCCACGCAGCCGUCCGCGGUUUCCGACGCCGAAAUAGCCAUGGACGACUCGGAGCCGAUGGAUCUGAGCUUCCGCGACGAUUCGGUCGAUUCGAUCGUUCCGGACUCGGAGCCCGAGACGGAUCGUCCCCGUCCGCAACUGUCGCCGAACAUUCAGGUCGAGCAGAGUCCAUUCGGAGACGCCCACGAGAUAUUCGUCCUCUCCGCGCUCAUCGCCAUUCCCUUCUUCACACAGUAUACUACUGAACUCUCUCAAAUAUUGUAGAAAACGGAAAUCUGUCUAGGUACCCGAUCAAUCAAACGCACGCCGUACAGCCGCCGGAUCGAGCAGUCGAAAACUGGUUGGAUAUCACUAGAAAACGGGCUUUGAUGGGCAAAAAGGUAAUAAAAACGGGGGGCGUCGCCUGGAGAACAGUGCAAAAACAUCCGAUUAGAUCACCUCGUCGUUUGUGGCGCACCUCGUCCACGUGCACGCGUGCAUCAUGUCUUCGCGAAUCGACGAGCUCGCCGAGUUUGCGAGCGAAGGAAUGCGCCAGAAAGUGGAGUUGAACAAGACGCACAAUCACGCGCAAGUGCUCAAAAACGCGUUCACGUCGAGAUGCAUGACCGAGAUCGAGGUGGCGAAACGGUAAGCGUCCGUCCUCCACACCACGAUGUACUAAUCGAUUCCAUUGAGCUCUAGAAGUGUGUGUCUGUCGGUGACAAAGUUCCUGGCGGGCAACAAAAAGAACGGCACGAGCAUUCCGCUCCGCUCGAUUCAUGCUCUGCAGACCGCCGGAGUCUAUAAAGCGUUUCAGAUUGAUAUUGGAGUGAGUGAACGACGAAGUUCUACGAAUCCUCUCAAUCUUUUCCAGAUGUGGCUCGAAGAGCAGCUAGACAACAUCCAGGUGCCGGCUUCCGAGCUGCUCGCCGACGUGGUCGAUGGGUUCGCGCAAAGCACGGCCUCAAGUGCCGGAAAAGGGCUCAGCGAGGAGUUCGUCGAGGCAACGUUCGCCGGAGAAAUGCUCGAUAAACGGACGGUCCCGAAACGCCUCUUCGUACUCCUUUUCCUGUGCUCCUAUCGAGAAGGUGCGAUGCGAAUUGACUCAUCGAUGAGGAAUAUGGUAGCUCUUCACAUCUCUUUCAAAGAAAACUUUUGUUUUUCAGCGCUACAAGAUCUCACUGUAUCGUAAACUUCCCGUAAGGUAUCUGAUUUCAGUAAUGGAAGCGGAGCGGAAGGAUUAUGAUUGUGUUCGGUCGAAAAUUGUACGCUCUUUCUGGUUUUCAAGACGUAUUCCAGUACUUUUCAGAUCACCCGCUCCGCCCUUCUGUUCCCCUACCUCAUGCCGACCCCAGAAUCCAUGAAUCUCGUGAUGGACGAUCAGAGACCGCCGGAAAUCGAGUGUGAGAAGAGAAUGAAGACAAUAAAAGGGCUGAAAGACAUGACGAAGAAGUUGGAGCUGCUCGAGAAGCUCUCGUUGCGCGAGCAGCUCUCCGCCCUUCCGCUCGUCCUCGACAUCUUCUCGGCUUCGCUGAAAACGACAAACUCGCACAGAUUCGGAUAUUUGCUCUGCAAACAGUUCGAUCGAUACGAACAAGUCGAUCCGCGCACACUUUUCGAGCGAUCCGUCGACCGGUGGCUGAAGAACGACGAAGAAGUGACGGUGGAGGAUGUGAUCAAGAUUCCCUCGCUGCUUUUCAGAUGUGAAAGGUUCGGACUGAGUGUUGGGUGUAGACCCACAAUAUUGAAACCGUACGCCAUUGUGCGGCGCGUGUUCUCUGCGUCUCUCUCUCUCUCUCUCUCACCCAAAGCUGAUUUGCCUGAUGCACAACACUGAGAAAUGACUGAAUUUUAGCAUUUUGAUUGUAAAAGUACUAGAAUAAGUGUACAGUUGCUCGCAGAUCGAUCCUAAACUCGCCGCCACACUUCUACUGUUUCGUGCGAGCUCUCAACUUUUUCAACAAAAUGGUCCGUGUCGAGAAUCGUCUCAAAUUGCUGGAGAUCAUUGCGAAAACGCCCGCGGGCCGCUACAAUCUGUAAGUUCCGUGCCCCGUCCGUUCUAGCCAAUAACCGAAACCAAGCGAAUCCGAUAGUUCGAAUCUGAAAGACGAGCGCCGAGCGAAGGAGAUGUUCAACGGAGCGUACCUCGACAUUCAGCACAGCACGCUCGUCCACGCGCUCAUCGAAGUUUGCGACUCGAAACGCAUGAAAGACGGUAAAUACUGGCCGGCUCCCUUUCUAAGUCACCUAAGUCACACCAAAAUGGUUUCAAUUUGAAUUUCGGGCCACAAUGACGCCACGCCCCUUUUUUUCAACUUUUGGUGGCCGUGCAAGUCGGUAAAACGCUCCGUAUUUCAGACCCGUCGGACUUUGGAAUGCUCGAAAAGCGGCAAGAGAUCCGGCGGAUCGCGUGCGAGUACAUCCACCGCACAUUCCUCGACCACGAGGGACUCAUCCGCAUCGUGCUCCACCAGAAGAUCCCGUUCCACCAGGUGCGCGAUCUGGUCGACCGCGUGCCGGCGCUCUUCGCCGGACACGCCAACAUUCUCGAAAUGCUCUCGCUCGCCGACCCACACCGCCGCUUCUUCGCCGUCGUUUUCGCCGCGGAGAUUUGCAGAAAGUACCGGGUGCGCGAGUCGUUGGAGACCGCCCGUGUCGUGUGCGACAUUGUCCAUUCGCUGCACAAAUUCGGAGAACUGCCCUCCGCGUACAAAUUGUGGCAGCACGUCGCGCCCGCCCUCAUGGUGCUCACUACAGUGGGUUUGGGGCACAAAACGCAAUACUUUAAUCAAUUUUUUACAGGAAUUUCCCUCACUUUCCGACAGCAUCAGCCGUCUUCUGCUGCGCGUGGCGACGAAUGCGAAGAACCGGCUCGCUGUGAAAUGCGGACUUUUGGCCGGCGAUCGGCGGCACGAAGAGCACGAUUUGAUUCGGAUGAUCUCCUCGUUUUUGGACAGAAACACCCUCUCCGCUCUAUAA